This is a messenger RNA of Ambispora gerdemannii, 318 nucleotides long. Lineage: Eukaryota; Fungi; Glomeromycota; Glomeromycetes; Archaeosporales; Ambisporaceae. The record is from the annotation of a GenBank genome assembly.
AUGGCAACUUUCGUACAAACUUCGACGACAUCAUCUUCAAUAACCUCAACAAUAACCUCAACACUCUUACUACCUACGUUUAUCCUUUUACUCUACUACUUUAUCCGUCGCUACGAAAUCUUGGAACUAAAACGUCUCGCAGAUCUUGAUCAACGGAUCGAACAGGCGAGACGUGAAGAACAAGAGAUUUAUAGCCGAGUCCAACUGUUUCGAGCCAGGAUGAAUUGGAUGAUCGAGUAUCAAGCGGAAUUCGCGACGCUUGAUUGGCGUGAUUACGUCAAAAGUUGGAAGGUUGAUGUGUUGGCUCCAGUUGCAUAG